This is a messenger RNA of Camellia sinensis, 915 nucleotides long. Lineage: Eukaryota; Viridiplantae; Streptophyta; Magnoliopsida; Ericales; Theaceae. The record is from RefSeq and is a predicted model, not a curated record.
AUGGAGGAGCAUUUUAUGAGAUCCAUGUGGCCUUUUGAAGAGAUAGGUUAUAUGAUGGUGGAUUCAGAAGGAAGUGCAGGAGGGUUGCUAUGUAUUUGGAGGCCACAAGUGUUUGAGCUAAAAGACUGCUGCAGUAGUAAGCACUUCAUUCUACUCUCAAGUACCUUGGCUCAACAUUUUGAUUGUGUGAUUGUUAAUAUAUAUGCUCCAAAUGAGGUGUUGGGGAGGAAGAAGCUAUGGGAUUCCCUUGUGUGCUUACAACCCCAUUUUCCAAAUCCAUGGUGUGUGGGUGGUGAUUUUAACAAAAUCAGAUUAUUGAGUGAGAGGAAAGGGUGUUCAAGAAGAGAGAGGGGGAUGAAGGAGUUCAAUGAGUUUGUGGAACAGUUGGAGUUGUCUGAUUUGCCUAUGUUAGGCAGAAAAUUUACUUGGUGUAAUGCAUUGGAAGGGGAUAGGUGGAGUAGGAUAGAUCGUUUUUUAUUAGACUCCCUUUGGAUGGAAAUUUUUUCAUUUAAUCAAUGGGGAUUACCUAGAACAAUUUCAGACCAUUCUCCAAUUUUGUUGAAGGAAGAUGAUAGGGAUUGGGGUCCUAAGCCAUUCAAAUUCAUUAAUGCUUGGACAUCAUACCCUACAUUCUUGACUGAAAUCAAGCACAUUUGGGAGGUCGCACAGGUUUCAGGAUGGGCAGGGUACAGAUUAAUGAGGAAGCUAUCCUCCUUACGGGGUCACUUAAGGGUAUGGAAUAGGGAGGUGUUUAGUAAUAUUGAUACUAUGUUGAGGUCAGUAGAACAAGAACUACAUGAAUGGGAUUUGAAGGCAGAAAUUAGAUCUCUGGAUAUGCUGGAAACAAUAAGAAGGAGAGAGGUUAGAAGUCAGGUAUGGAAGCUUAGUAGGGAUAAGGAAAGAAUAUGGCAUUAA